This is a messenger RNA of Lactuca virosa, 777 nucleotides long. NCBI's taxonomy places the organism in Eukaryota, Viridiplantae, Streptophyta, Magnoliopsida, Asterales, Asteraceae. The record is from the annotation of a GenBank genome assembly.
UUUGCUACCUUCACGCUCCAUCUCUUUCUCUUACCUUCAACAAAAAACUCGCCGGAAAACUUACAAUCUCUCCAUUUCCCUCGAUUUUUUCUCUAGAAUCCACAUACGUUGAAAUGGAGACCAGUGGUAAGGUGAAAAAGGGUGCCGCCGGAAGGAAGGCAGGUGGUCCAAAGAAGAAGUCUGUCUCCAAGUCCGUCAAGGCUGGUCUUCAGUUCCCCGUCGGGAGAAUCGGCCGGCACAUCAAGAAUGGUCGUUACGCCAAGCGUGUCGGUAGCGGUGCUCCGAUUUACCUCGCCGCCGUUCUCGAGUACCUUGCUGCUGAGGUGUUGGAGUUGGCUGGAAAUGCUGCGAGAGACAACAAGAAGAAGAGAAUUAUACCAAGACAUGUUUUGUUGGCUGUGAGAAAUGAUGAAGAGCUUGGAAAGCUUCUGGCUGGUGUGACAAUUGCUCAUGGUGGUGUUCUUCCCAACAUUAACCCAGUUCUUUUGCCAAAGAAAUCUCUUGAGACUGCCACAAAGGAGCCCAAAUCUCCUGCUAAAGCAGCUAAAUCCCCAAAGAAAGCUUAGGCGUUGAAGAAAAUGUUCUCUCAUCGUCUCUUUGUAUUUAUUCACAUGUCGUUGGUGAUGUAGGAUAACUUCAAGUUUAAUCUGUUUUUAGGUAAUGUUUGGAAGUAUUGUAGUUUGCCGUGCUUAUGUUAGCUUCUAGGUUUGAAGAAGAAUCUCUCUUUUUCGAAAUGAAAUUAAUGGAUCUUUUGGAAUCUACUUAUCUAGAGUACUA